Poecilia reticulata (guppy) is the source of this 2109-nucleotide messenger RNA. RefSeq names its product forkhead box K2b (gene foxk2b). Gene Ontology annotation, molecular function: protein binding; DNA-binding transcription factor activity, RNA polymerase II-specific; RNA polymerase II cis-regulatory region sequence-specific DNA binding. The record is from RefSeq and is a predicted model, not a curated record. Gene Ontology annotation, biological process: regulation of transcription by RNA polymerase II. NCBI's taxonomy places the organism in Eukaryota, Metazoa, Chordata, Actinopteri, Cyprinodontiformes, Poeciliidae.
CGGUGGGUCGGAGCCGCUGUCCCUGGCCUCGCAUGUUUCCCUCUGGAUUCCUGUUUUCAGUUUGAUGCCCCUCUUGUAGAUGCGCUCCGUUUGAACGCCUUUGAAGGGCCACAGUCGGGCGUGCGUGCAGUGGUGUUUAGUUGCCCCCAACAUUUUAUUUUGAGGCGUUUCGAGGCUCCCACCCCGAACAUGGCUGUUCAAGUUAGCGGAUCGUCUGGGCCGAUUGCCCGGCUAGAGGGCCGUGAAUUCGAAUACAUGAUGAAGAAGCGCUCGGUGACCAUCGGCCGGAACUCCUCUCAGGGCUCCGUGGACGUGAGCAUGGGCCACUCGAGCUUCAUCUCGCGGCGGCAUCUGGAGAUAUUCACGGCCAGCGACGACGGCACCGGCAGCGGGGACUUCUACCUGAGGUGUCUGGGUAAAAACGGGGUGUUUGUGGACGGAGUGUUCCUAAGACGGGGCGCCCCUCCUCUGCAGCUACCACGAAUGUGCACGUUCAGGUUUCCCAGCACCAACAUCAAGAUCAACUUCACGGCGCUGUCCAGCGGGAAGAAGGCCAAGCGAGAGGCGCCAGAGUCCCCAGUGAAACCAGUACAGCCUCAGAUCUCCCCACUUACCAUCAACAUUCCAGACAACAUCGCUCACCUGAUGAGCCCGCUGCCGUCACCCACCGGCACCAUCAGCGCUGCUAACUCCUGCCCCUCCAGCCCCCGGGGGGCGGGCUCCUCGAGCUACAGGAUGGGGGGCCGCAUGGUCAGCUCCGUGGAGCUGCAGCUCAUCAACGACAACUCGCAGCCUGAGAACGACAAGGAGGCCUCCGGAGAGGACAGCCCCAAGGACGACUCCAAGCCGCCGUACUCCUAUGCACAGCUGAUCGUCCAGGCCAUAACGCUGGCGCAGGACAAGCAGCUCACACUAAACGGAAUCUACAAUCACAUCACCAAGAACUACCCGUACUACCGGACCGCCGACAAGGGCUGGCAGAACUCGAUCCGUCACAACCUGUCGCUGAACCGAUACUUCAUCAAAGUGGCGCGGUCGCAGGAAGAGCCGGGCAAAGGCUCGUUCUGGAGGAUAGACCCGUCGUCGGAGGCCAAGCUGAUCGAGCAGGCCUUCAGGAAACGACGGCCCCGCGGGGUCCCCUGCUUCCGGACCCCACAUGGACCCCUCUCCUCCAGGAGCGCUCCAGCGUCCCCCAAUCACUCCGGGGUGCUCUCCGCUCACUCCAGCGGGGUGCAGACCCCGGACAGUCUGUCCCGGGAGGGCUCCCCGGUGCCCCUGGAGCCGGACACGCCCUCCGCUCCCCCCCCAGUGCCCACCGCCGCCAUCCAGCCCAAACUGGCGGUCAUCCAGGAAGCACGCUUUGCACAAAACACACCAGGCUCCCCGGUCAGCAGCCAGCCGGUCCUCAUAGCGGUCCAGCGCCAGUUACCUCAGACCAUCAAGCCAGUGACUUACACCAUGGCGUCCCCAGUGAGCACCAGCAGCUCCCAGCCCACCGUCCAGACCGUCCACGUCCUGCAGCAGAUCCCGGCCGGCUCCACCGUCAUCGCCCAGCCGGCCGCCAUCAUCAAGAGCGAACCGCAGGAGAACGGGGAGCACACGGAGGUCAAAGUGAAAGUGGAGGCGGUUCCCAGCAUCACUUCUCUGGCCGCCUCCAGUCGCAUCAUCCAGAGCUCCCAGUCGGUGGCGCCGCUGCAGACGGUCACCAUCGUGCAGCAGGCGCCGGUGGGUCAGCACCAGCUGCCCAUCAAGGCCAUCACCCAGAACGGCACCCACAGCCUGACCACCGCCCUGCAGGCGCCCUCCAGCUCAGCCCCGGCCGCCGCCAGCCCCCUCCACCUGCUGGCCACCCACGCCUCUGCCUCCGCCUUGCUCCCCACCAAGCGGCAGAACGGCGACCAGCUGGCGGGGGAGCAGCCGGACGCCAAGCGAGGGAAACUCGAGGAGGAAACGCCCGCCGUCGCCGUGGAGACGGACUCGCCAGCAGCCGGAGAGCAACCAAACUAGCCGUCUGGACGCCGCGCCACAGAGCCCCGCCCACCGUCUCUCUCUCUCUCUCGCCCCGUCGUUUGUUUCGCUUCUCCUCACGACCGAGGUGCCAAACGGAGA